Messenger RNA from Pseudomassariella vexata, 1508 nucleotides. RefSeq lists its product as uncharacterized. Gene Ontology annotation, molecular function: FAD binding. Bases 29 to 1390 code for a protein of 453 amino acids. The record is from RefSeq and is a predicted model, not a curated record. Lineage: Eukaryota; Fungi; Ascomycota; Sordariomycetes; Amphisphaeriales; Pseudomassariaceae. Gene Ontology annotation, biological process: secondary metabolite biosynthetic process. The transcript is spliced from 3 exons.
AACACUAUACCUGAGCAACUAAAUCAUCAUGACGAACCCCGCUCCGGCCCCAUUCAACAUCGCCAUCAUCGGCGCCGGCGUCAUCGGCCUUAAACUCGCCCUCGCCCUCCUGAAACGAAAUAUCCCCACCACCAUCUACGAGCAAGCCGGCCCGCGGCGGGAAAUCGGCGCCGGGCUGGCAUUUAUGCCGCCCUGCGUGGAAUACAUGCAUGAGCUAGACCCGCUUAUCGCCGAGACGUUCAACAAGGUCCGUGUGCUUGGCGAGGGGAAGAUUCAAUUUGUGAAUGGGAGGAGUUAUUAUGGCAAGUCCCGCAGUGGUGGCGAUGGUGAUGGUGCGGGUGAGAAUCAGGGAUCCCAUGAUGAUUUCGAGCUCGGCUCGGGAGGUCUGCCGGCUUGUCUCAGGGCGCAGCUUGUGACGGCGCUCGAGGGGUUGUUGCCCGAGGGGGUGUUGAAGUUGGGGAAGAGGGUGGAGGAGAUUGUUACUCCCGAACGUGAGGGUGAUAAUGAUGAAAAGAUAGUGCUGCGUUUUGCGGAUGGGACCACCGCGGAGGCUGACGCGGUUGUCGGAUGCGACGGAAUCAAAUCCCGCAUCCGCGAACUCGUCCUCAGCCCCAACGACCCGGCCGCCUACCCGGGGUACACCCACAUGAGCGUCUACCGCGGGCUCAUCCCCAUGGGCCGUGCUAUGACUGCGAUAGGCGACUCCGCAGGCCGCGGGUUGGUGAUGGAGCUUGGACCCGGGUCGCACAUUGUUCGGUAUCCCAUCGCCGGCGGGACAUUGCUGAAUUUCCUCGCCUUUCUAAGCAAUCCCGGUGAAUGGGAAGGGGAUAAGAUCAAGAUGACGGCCCCGGCGAGUAAAAGCGAUGUGGUGCUGGCGUUUGCUGAGUGGGGGGAGAGUGUGAGGGCCCUGGUUGAACUCUUGCCAGAGAAGUUGGAUUGUUGGGGGAUGUUUGAUACGGCAGAACAUCCCCUGGAGUGUUAUGCAUAUGGACGGGUUUGUUUAGCGGGCGAUGCGGCGCAUGCUUCGUCUACCCAUCACGCUGCCGGUGUGACUCUAGGCAUCGAAGAUAGCCUAGCCCUCGCGGUUAUUUUAGAGAGCGCUGCAUCCAAACUGCAAAGCCCGGAGAACACAAACAGUAGGCAAAAGGUUCUGGCUGCGGCUUUUCUCGCCUACGAUGCCGUAAGACGCGAGCGCUCGCAGUGGGUUGUGCAAAGUAGUCGUCAUCUGGGCGAGCUCUAUCAUUGGGAGGAUCCUGUGAUUGGAAAUGACUCCGUUAAGAUGAAGGAGGACCUUGCUUGGCGAUAUGAGAAAGUCACCGAGUUUGAUUGGAAGAAAAUGCAGGCUGACGCUGUGAGGGACUUUGAGGAACGCCUCGAGAGGAACUCAUAGUAAUCGCAUACGGAGACUACUUCGCAUGUUCGAUCGAUUCAGGGAGAUCGGUAUCAGAUAUUUAAGAAUGGAAUGACAAAAAAGGUCUACUUGUUGUUAAUCUACCAAAAUGAAUAUG